AUGUAGUAGAAUGCCGAAGAAGAGGAUGUGUUUUAUGAUGAAGAAUUCAUCCACAUCAUGUAAAAGGUCAUAGGUGAAUGUGAUGGAUUUGAAGAAUUAAAGAAAUACAUCGCAAUAAACAAACCAUCUUUCAAUUUGAUCAACACUUAAUUUUAAAAGGUUUUGGACCAAAACAAUAAAGAGAAGUUUGAGUUUAAUUUAUAAAAGAUCUUUGAAGAAUUGCUCAAAAACAAUGUUCAAAGAGUGUUCAUCAGAGUCUUAUUUCAAUAUUUGAAAAAGAAUAAAGACUAAAUGAAUUUGAAACAGCUUUCAAAUUCUGGAAUUGCAAAAAAUUGGAAGAAUUUAUAGGUUUAAGAGUUGUAAGAAUUCAUCGAGCUUUUCGAAUUAAAAGCUUAGAUAACUGAUGAGAAUUUGUUUUAACAUUUUCAAGAUUUCGUAAAUAAAAAGAAAUUUUAGGAUGCCUUUCAAUUUUAUUAAGCAUUACAAUUACCUUAGAAGUGUUUCGAUACUUUAAUAGAGUAAAUGGGAAAUAAUCAUGAUGCUGGCAGAGCAGCUGAUUUUAUUAUGAAAUUAGACUAUAAUCCAGCUAAUUAUCCAAAAAUAGUUGAGAGACUUGAAAAGAGUUGCACAAGAUAUUUGUAAUCAGAAUACCCUUGGUUUAAAUGUGAGGAAAUGUUAAUGUUCUCAAAAUCAUUAUUGGUGUAUUACUGUGAAGAUGCAUAUUUUCAUGGCAAAAAAAAUGAAGCCCUCUCUAUUAUAAAACGAAAUAACUUAAUAAAUGAAAUUAAGAAACCCAAUUUGAAGGAAGAAAUGGAAAAGGAUUUAAAGGGAUAAUUCGAAGAGAUUCCAAACGUAUUGUUUUUAAAGGAUGAAUUCAAACCUGCCGAAGAAUUUAUAAGCGAUGAAAUUGGUGUUUAUUUACAUUGCAAGGAUUUUGGUUAUCCUGAAAAUCAUAUUGUUAUUGUUGAUAAGAUUGAUCAGAAUUACUUGGAUGCAUGGAAAUGCAUUAACUAAAGUAAUGCUGUUGGUUAUGACUGUGAGCAUAUAACACCUUGGACUAAGCUAGAUUAUUAAGGAUUUAAAGUCUGUUUGGUUUAGAUUGCCACUUCUAAUCAUGUUUUUUUGUUUGACUAUUAAAAACUCAAAGAAUUUUAAGAAUUCAAAAAUGAUGUGUCUUAGUUGUUGGAGAAUGUCGAAAUUUUGAAAAUUGGGUUGAGUUUGAAGGAUGAUUUGAAGCAUACUGUAAACUACUUGAAAUUGAAUAAUAUAAUAAUUAGAUCAAUUAUAGAAUUGUCAACCUGCUUCAAAGUAUUAGAGGGGGAUCCCAAACUCAGAUCAUUGGCAUAUAUAUCAGAAUUCUAUUUUAAAAAGAAGUUAAGUAAGUAUGACACUUGUAGCAAUUGGGAAUACAGGCCAUUGAGAAAAGCUUAAAUUCAUUAUGCUGCCUUAGAUGCUAUUGCUUCGUUAUAGGUAUUUUAAACUAUGAAAGAGAAGAAUAAUCAGAUAAUCGAACAAGAGAAGGAUGUACUAUCUAUUGGUUGA
This is a messenger RNA of Paramecium tetraurelia, 1542 nucleotides long. RefSeq lists its product as uncharacterized. Gene Ontology annotation, molecular function: 3'-5' exonuclease activity; nucleic acid binding. Gene Ontology annotation, biological process: nucleobase-containing compound metabolic process. The record is from RefSeq and is a predicted model, not a curated record. NCBI's taxonomy places the organism in Eukaryota, Ciliophora, Oligohymenophorea, Peniculida, Parameciidae. The transcript is spliced from 4 exons.